This is a messenger RNA of Mytilus trossulus (common blue mussel), 719 nucleotides long. RefSeq lists its product as uncharacterized. Lineage: Eukaryota; Metazoa; Mollusca; Bivalvia; Mytilida; Mytilidae. The transcript is spliced from 3 exons. The record is from RefSeq and is a predicted model, not a curated record. Bases 113 to 613 code for a protein of 166 amino acids.
GGGAAUUACUGAUCCGAUAAAUAGUUAACGGUUAAAGGUAUAAAAGAGAUGAAAUGAACUGACAUAAUCAUUUAAUAGUAGAACACUUACCGUGUAAACUUAUAUUGUAAACAUGGAACAGAAUAAUGUGGAUGAUAGAAUUACGUUAGCUUUAAAUACAUUAAGAAAUGAACUGCUUGAUUUAAGAAGCCAAGAUGUUAAAUUGAUGACGCAACUUCUUAAUAUAAAUGAUACCAUACAAACAUUAUCUAAAAGGCAAGGACACACGCGACAACCUAGAACUUUUUCUGGUCACCAAAGAAGGUGCAUGAGUAGUUAUAUGCUUCCAAAUUCUACCAAUAAAAUAGAACAAAAAACAUUUACACGAAGACUAAGUGCUCCUAUGUUCGAAGAUACAAUGGGCUCAUCAUCAAGUUUAGAAGGAUCUGUUUGUUCUGAAGAUAUGAGUGAAUAUUCUGAAAGUGAAGAGGAUUUAUCAACGAGAUCACCCAAAUUAUCUCGACCGCCAUCUUUGUCUUUCAUAAGGGAUUCUGAUAGUGACAUUUGUGAUGAGGAUAUCUUGCGAACAAAUAUCCGUUUUUGGAAACUGUCAAAAUCAGACAUCAGUAGCUGAUCAGAACUUUAGCAAUAAACUGUUCAGAAAUAUCUGAAGCAAUACUAUUUUCAAAGUUCGGGCGGAUGCAAUCAUCAAGGAGAGGUAGACAGUCGAACUGUGCAAU